Oncorhynchus keta (chum salmon) is the source of this 6502-nucleotide messenger RNA. Its product is annotated as progestin and adipoQ receptor family member 4. NCBI's taxonomy places the organism in Eukaryota, Metazoa, Chordata, Actinopteri, Salmoniformes, Salmonidae. Gene Ontology annotation, cellular component: membrane. The coding region runs from base 868 to 1794 and encodes 308 amino acids. Gene Ontology annotation, molecular function: signaling receptor activity. The record is from RefSeq and is a predicted model, not a curated record. The transcript is spliced from 3 exons.
CAGGGCAUCAAUCAUCCGAUGCGAGGGACUCGACGCCGGUGAACAUUUAACAAGAGUUUGGACGGAAUCUUUAUGGGAAAUGGGGGUAACAAUACGAGAGAAUAUUUGGACACGAAAAUCUAUAUUUUUUGGUGUCGGUUUAACAUCUUCCUUAUACAUAUUUGUUUGAAAUCUCCCAGUGCAAAUCACAGCAGUAGCACGCUAACGCGUUCCAUCGCACUACAUCUGCAGUUGUUGGUCGGUGACAAACUAGCUACCGUUAGUUAGCUGUAACCAGAAUAUGGAUAUUUUUGUAAAGACAAUAGAGGUGAUUGUGCUCGAGCGUGUAGCUGAUUUUACGUUAUGACCUGCUAACGUUAGUACUGUAUUGGAAAUCUGACCGCUAAACCCAUUCCUCUGUAGUCAGUGGUAUCAAGGUGACGGAUGGAAGUCGCUAAACUGAAGCCACUGGACUUGUGAACCGGUGUAGAUAAACUAACUGUGGCUAAUGCUAUGUGCCGUGGAAUGUUGUACGCUAGCUAGCGACACAUUGAGUAACUAGCUAGCAGCUACCAUGAAUUAUAUUGUGUUAGCUAACCUCCGACAGAUGUUGGGUGGUAUGUCGGCAAUCAAAUGUAAUAUGUAAUGUAUACCACGGGCUUACACCAUGUAUGUGGUUGGCCUCGUCCUUGUCAACCCCUGUGGUUGACACAAGUAUCGGUUUUUAAAAGCAAACAGCGGGAUAAAAACGCUGUCACCGGGUAGUGGUGCUGAAAAGAAAGAACAUAUUUUCUGUCGCUAGCUCGCUACAGUACUGCAGCAAUGGGAGCUAGCUAGCUAUAUAGCUAGCAGCACAUUAUAGCUAGCUAACCCCCUCAGAUUUUAUCAAUGGUGUCUAAUAAAUUUUUAUUCGCAAUAAUUCUAUUAUAUGUGUAUAUAGGUGUACAGUCAUUAUUUUACUUUUUUGGCGGCGUCGUUGUAACUAUUUUGGUUGCUAUGGCAUUUUUAAAUGGACCCAGACUAUUAGACUGGGCGAAUUCACCUCCUCAUCUUCAAUUCAACAAAUACGUCCUGACUGGAUACCGACCAAUAUCUUCUGUCCAAGACUGUAUAAGAAGCCUUUUUUACAUGCACAACGAACUGGGAAACAUAUACACACAUGGUAUCCCUCUGCUCUGCUUCCUGUUCCUCAUCCCGCUCAACUUCCCCUGGUCCCAGAUCAGUGUGACAUGGCUGGGUGUGGUCCACUUCCUGGCCUGCCUGUCCCCCCAGCUGGGCUCUGUGCUCUACCACCUCUUCAUGAACCACGAGGGAGGAGAGCCUGUCUACCACACUCUUCUCACCCUCGACAUGUGUGGCAUCUGUAUGAUCAACACGCUGGGAGCGCUGCCCAUCGUCUACAGCACCCUGCUGUGCUACCCAUUCACCCGCACAGUGGCUCUGCUCGUCUACAUCCUGCUGUCCAGCUACGCUAUCUACUCGGCCAUCACGGCGCGGAGUAGCGUGCGGCGCCUGCGCUCCUUUGCCUGGCAGGCCCUGUUCCGCUUCUCGUUCUUCCUGCUGCGCUGGGUGGGUGUGGGCGGCGGCAGCCCCACCUCGCUGCAACACUUCCUCACCAUGGACGCGCUGGCUGUACUGGGCGGGAUCAUCAACAUCUCGCGCAUCCCAGAGCGCUUCCGCCCGGGCCUCUUUGACUACUGGUGCAACAGCCACCAGAUCAUGCACGUGCUGGUGGUGGGCUCCAUCCUCUACCUGCACUGGGGUGUGCUGGACGACCUGCUCUGGAUCAACAGCCACCACUGUCCCUCAGACUGAGCCCCACCCUGCCUGGAGGGGGACCAGUGGGGAACAGGGUUUAGGACCUCUGGGGGGGGGGACUGUUUCAAAAGUAAUACUUGGGAAGGGAAGAUGGGAGGUGUUCAUGAAGACGUGCAUGGAAGGCCAGAUAAGGUGAUUUACAUAAUAGGGAUUGAUGCAGGCUUUGACACAUGUGCAAGAAUGUUCAUACUGUAUCUGUGUCCACCUUGCCAUUAUACAUGCGUUGCUAUUUAUAUUAGGGAAUAUUGGCUCACUGGUCAACACACACACACACACACACACACACACACACACACACACACACACACACACACACACACACACACACACACACACACACACACACACACACACACACACACACACACACACACACACACACACACACACACAGCAGAGGAGCUGUGAAGAUUACACACAAAGGAGAUUAAGGAUUUGAUGUCAUAAAUACACAUAGAAAUGUCUACCAAAAAAAUCAUGAUAUGCAAGUGAAGUUACACUUGAGCAAUAGUUGAUUUGCUGUUGACUUAUCCUUAUGUGUUAAUUACCAUUUCAACCUAUGUCUUUUGUCAAAGUGGACCUUCAAUGAUGCAUUCAUUCUUUCUGAAGUAUUUUUCAGAUAUCAUUCUAUUGCAACCUAUGCAGCACAUAGCAUAUAAACGUUAGAACAAACACACACACCGCACACACUCACAGCGUAGCAUGCAUACAUGCUAAUAAUGCACAAAGCACUCCCAGACCCGUCACAGAGUCCUAUGGAACUACUUGAGUUACUGUGUAUUAGAGAGGAUAUUCUCCCUCUCAUUAUUUCUUCCAUGUUUGUUUGUCUUUCUCCCUUCUCUCUGGCUUUGUCUGUCUCUCUGUGGUCAGGUAUGGGUGAAGGGUAUGGGUAACUGGGUGAAGGGUAUGGGUAACUGGGUGAAGGGUAACUGGGUAUGGGUGAAAGGGUUCAUUCCUUGGCUUGUGAGUGCUCAUUUUGUUUGAAGUUUACCUCCCUUUUAGUGCAGUCCACAUAGCCUAAAUGCUAGACUGAACUUGGAUGCUUUGUGCCAUUGAAAAUACAACCAUUUUGAAUAGGGAAUCAUGACAGAUUAUUUACAUUUACAAUUGCUAUUGUUGAGUUACAUGAAGCUACUCUUUAUUAUCGGUUAACCAAUUAAUCUUGUGAGACAGUGCUUUUUAUUUAUUCAUCAAUAUCUAUAUUUAAAGUGACAAUUCCUCACAUUUAACUGAGGAAUUUGAAUUGGUUUUGAAUCCGGAUUAUUAGAAUUAGUUCAUGACUAUAAAGUUAAAAAAAUAUAUUUUGUUGUUGAUUAUUGUAAUCAUGUUUGGCACUGUAGUCAAUGAAAAGGGCACAUAACGUCUUAAAUGAAGAUGCCUAAAACAGACUGGAUGUCUCUCUUUAUAAUACCUGAACAAUAGUUACAUGACUGCAAGAUGGAUCUUGUUGACUGAAAAGGGAAGUUCUGCCACCAAACAGAUACCAAAUGUUUAUUACGCUACGGUAUUAGAGAGAGAGUUUGUGGUGAGGGUUUUUUAAAUUAGAAUGCACUAUUAUUAUUUGACUACUAGAAACCAGUAGGUUCCCCUGGGAGGGUGGAAAUGGCCGACAGCUAGGCUACUUUCUAGGCUUUUAACUGUCUGAGGCCAGAUAAUGAUUUGGUAUGAGGCACUGCAUUCUAUGCCAAAGCUGGACAUUAUUACUACAUAACAUAGCCCAGUUUGACUCUUUGCACUUUGUUACCCUUAGAGAGGUACUAUACUGUAGUACCAAGCUGACCUGUGCCGUAUAGUAUUUCAUUAGACAACUGCAACCAAGCAUGAAUGAACCCCUAACCCUCUCACCAUUUUCACAACCAGUAACCCUGAGCAAACUAUUUCUGGUUACUCAGUUUUAAAGUCAAAAUUGUUGCCACUAGUUUCUGCACUGGCAUUUGAGUUUAUGCUCUGAGGAACAGUACAAUGUUUACUUUUUGGAUUACUUUUGUGUUUUAUAGAUUUUGUUCAACGAUUGACUGUAUGUGGAAGGUUGAGACCAAGCGGUUUGUUUUAUUAAUCUGCUUUGUUCUGAGGGACCUAUAACCUAGUCGUCCCAUGGACUAGUUAAGUUUGCAUGUUUCUAUGUAACAUUGCACUUUUGUAACCUAGUGCACACACUCACACAUACCCACACUAAUAACCACUUCACUCACAAGUUGCCAAAUGAUGUGUCGAGGGCCUCCGUUGUAGCACAUACUUUGCUCACAUUGAGUCAAGGGUGAGGGAGAAUGUCCCAGCCUCUCCCACACAGGCCUCAGACUGCAACCCGACCCUGACUAGUGUUAAACCGUUUCUCAGCCCCCUUAUGAAACCACCCCUGUCAUGGUGAGUACAUUACAGCCAUGGCCCCUUGUAUCGUCAUAAGCUGAAAUUGUAUUACAGUGCACUGAAUGAAACGGAUUAUUAAUGCAUGUUAGUAGCUCUCAAACGGAAAGUCAUUGUCUCAUACGAGGACUUUAACUUAGUAUUAGCCAAAUGCUUGUGCAUUGUAACAUAUGACACGUCAUGUGUCAGUCACUCCAGCUAAGAGCUUUACAUGCUGUCAGGGCAGUGGAACAUGAGUGUUAAGAGAGGAACAUACUACAUACAGUAUAUACUAAUACAGGAAUAUGAGGGACUAGAACAGAGGCAAUACAACUAUAUCAAAUAAACUGCACUGUUUAUUUAUUUUCAAAAGGGCUUUGGAUCAAAGUGAAUACCAGUAAUGAAACUUAUUUAAAGUCCAUGUAAAUACAUGUAUGUAUGUAGAUUAUAUAUACAUACAGUGCAAACAGUAUAUAACGCUGAUACUUUUUUAUACAUGUAAUUAAAGGAAAGAAAGCAGAAGUAGGAACCUGGAAUUCAAUCUGUAUGUCACCUCAGACAAUGCUCUGUGUCUGAGGGAAAAGGGACCUGAGGGGUGGUACUACUGUGUAUUUAAUAUCAACCACAUCCAACCUAUUUACUCAAAUAUGUGAACCCAGAUAAAACGGAUUAUUUUCAGUUCUGUUGUAGAGAUGGGUAACCGUGUGGGUUUUUGAGAGACCCAGGGUUUAAGAAUGCUUUUGCUCGAUUAAAUAUAACCUCAUAAAAAUAAAAGAUGGGGAAGAUACAGGAGGGGGGGCAUGUAUGAAUACCUCUGAUUACAACUGGAUAUCUAUGCAUUAUCAGAUACAAAUACAUUUACACUGUCUGAAAGUGGAUGUGUGUUCAAGUGGUGUUUCUCAACUGUCAGAAAAACAAAAAGGGUCAGUUCUCUACUCAAAGGGACUCCACCACCCUGGGUUUUCCACUUCUCAGGGUCCUAUAGCUGUUACGUUGAGGCCAGGGGGUUCCUCUCUGAAACAUGGCUUUUAGAGCCACACACCACAGAGGCCACCGUGAGGGACUCCGGAACUGGGUAAGGGUCCGAGGGAAGGCAAGAGUCAGCAGUAGUAGUAGAAGUAGGGAUUAUUUAGGGAUUCUUGGGGUGGGAUCUGAUAAAACAAGGUGAAAUGUAUUUAAAGAGCGGUUGAGAAAAGAGUAAGACUGUGGAAACGGGAAGAGGGGAGGGAAGAGUGGUGGGAGAUAGAACUGAAAACCAUUUUUCAGAGAUGGAACCAGGCCCACCAACAGUACCAUUUUUCAGAGAUGGAACCAGGCCCACCAACAGUACCAUUUUUCAGAGAUGGAACCAGGCCAGCCAAUGGUCAUUGUUUUAGUCUGUAUAUUCUGCUAUUCUAUGAUGAUAAUGAUGACAUGAUAUAUGAAACACUAACAAAAUGUCAUGUUUUUUUUUUGUACACAGGUGCCAGCUAGCCUGUUUCUGACUAUUUAUAAAGGAUUAACUGUCCACUAUUGUUAUACGACGAUGAUACUUAUUAUUAUUGUUACUCUGUGGAGGGUUGGUACUAAUUAUGAUACUGUCUGUACUGAUAAUGAAAUGUCCUUUUCCUCUUGAUGAAGGGAGCUUUCUUGAGGGUCUGUCUGUUUCUCUGUUUGUCCUUGUCUUCAGUCUCUCGGUCUUUUGUAAAUGAAUUGACUGGCUGUUUAUUUGGCCCCAUCUGGUGGACAUAACUCUGUAACGUUGCAGUCUAUUGCAGGCAUCAUAUUGUAUCGUAUAAAGGCUCACCGCCAACCGUUCUGUGUCUGGCAGAGGAAGCCCAGUUCUGAUAUUUUCACUAAUUGAUCUUUUGACCAAUCAACUCUGAAAAAGAUCUGAUGUGAAAAGACCUGAUGUGAUUAGUCAAAAGACCAUUGGUGGAAAACAAAUACCAGAAUUAGACAGGUUGCUUUUACACAGGCAAUGUGACUGACUGACAUACUUACUACUCAACAGUGUUAACAUGCUAGGAGUGACCAAACCCUGCAUGUUCAGGGUUGCACAAACCAGUUAUGAAUGUAUAUUAUGAACCCUGUAUGUUUGAAUAUAUGAGCUGUUUUAAGAUCUCAUACUUCAUGUGUGAAAUCUGUGUUUUAAUGUGUUUUGUCUGUCCUGCUCCAUGUCUGGGUGCAAGUUGCAUCCUACUGUGCCUCAUCGACCCGCCUGUGUUCUUCUCACCAACACUUCUGUUAAUUUAUGGCCAUCUUGUAUCUCCCUGUGUCUAGUUUCUCUACGUGUCCAUCUGUAGUGUCUUGCAUUAUACAGACAGGCCCUCCCACUCCUCAGUCUCCAGCAACGAUUGUGCAAUAAACUGAAGUCUAUAUU